AUGAGUGGCCUGUUGAGGACGCUCCACUGGCGGCGCGUGCUUGAGUGCCCGACCCGAUGCGCCUGCGCACUACCGCCUCCCAUUUCCACCCCACGCUCUCGUCAGAAGAUGGUGACCAGGACAAAGAAAAUCUUCGUAGGAGGGCUAUCAGCACCCACAACGCUGGAAGAUGUAAAAAAUUAUUUCGAACAAUUCGGACCGAUGUACGAUAUCAUUCUUCGCAAAUCUACAGCAGACAAGGACGAGUCACGUGCGUACACAUUCGUAGUCGACUUGUGUGACUGGCGUACACUCGAAGCCGGUAUCGAAGUGUGCGUGACUUCGAUGUCUCGAUGCCGUCCUGUUCCUUACGUGCGAGCUUUUCAAAUGAAAACUGUCUUGGAAUAUCAAAUGAGCCACUUAAAUACUGAACACAAUGAAUACGCCCACCUGAAGCAAAGGCCACCGGGACGCGUGCACGCAACGCCGUCGUAA
Danaus chrysippus (African queen) is the source of this 474-nucleotide messenger RNA. The record is from the annotation of a GenBank genome assembly. Lineage: Eukaryota; Metazoa; Arthropoda; Insecta; Lepidoptera; Nymphalidae.